This is a messenger RNA of Pyricularia grisea, 684 nucleotides long. RefSeq lists its product as uncharacterized. The coding region runs from base 1 to 684 and encodes 227 amino acids. The record is from RefSeq and is a predicted model, not a curated record. Gene Ontology annotation, biological process: N-terminal protein amino acid methylation. The transcript is spliced from 3 exons. Gene Ontology annotation, cellular component: cytoplasm. Gene Ontology annotation, molecular function: N-terminal protein N-methyltransferase activity. NCBI's taxonomy places the organism in Eukaryota, Fungi, Ascomycota, Sordariomycetes, Magnaporthales, Pyriculariaceae.
AUGACCCCCGACCCCGCGCCCUCGGCCGCGGCCCCAGACUCGCGCAUCAACACCAAAGAUGGAAGACAGUACUGGGAGACCGUCAGCGCCGACGUCGAUGGCAUGCUAGGCGGGUUUCCCUACGUGACCAAGGUCGAUCUUCAAGGAUCCAAAAACUUCUUGGCCAAGAUGGGUAUUGGCAACAAGGACGGGCUGAAGACGUUAAAGUCUGCCCUGGAGGGGGGCGCUGGCAUCGGGAGGAUAACCAAAGGACUACUUCUCGACGUUGCUGAGCAGGUUGACAUUGUGGAACCCAUCGCCAAGUUCACAGAAGGCCUUAGUGAGAUCUCUGGUGUGAGGACGGUGAGCAACAUUGGGCUGGAGGAAUGGACACCACCGCCUGGGAUUCAGUACGAUCUCGUUUGGACGCAGUGGUGUCUAGGCCAUCUCACCGAUCAACAGGUGAUCACCUACUUGGAGAGGUGCAAGGCUGCCUUGGUGCCUGAGACUGGGUUCAUCAUUGUCAAGGAGAACCUCAACACUGGGAUUGAGGAUUUGUUUGAUGAUGUGGAUAGUAGUGUCACUAGGCGAGACGAGAAGUUCCUUGAGCUGUUUAAGGCUGCUGGGCUUCGGCUAGUGAAAAGCGAGAUACAAAGAGGCAUGCCUAAAGAGCUCUUCCCAGUCAAGACUUAUGCUUUGAGAUAA